UUGGCUGCAAGAUGACCAAAAAAAGGAGAAACAACGGUCGUGCCAAAAAGGGCCGCGGCCAUGUGCAGCCAAUUCGCUGCACGAACUGCGCCCGCUGUGUGCCCAAGGACAAGUCCAUUAAGAAGUUCGUUAUUCGGAACAUCGUAGAGGCGGCUGCCGUCAGGGAUAUAUCCGAAGCAAGUGUCUUCGACGCCUAUGUGCUCCCCAAACUCUAUGUCAAGCUGCAUUACUGUGUGAGCUGUGCUAUUCAUAGCAAGGUAGUCAGGAAUCGAUCCCGGGAAGCUCGGAAGGACCGAACACCCCCACCACGAUUUAGACCUGCUGGUACUGCACCACGACCUCCACCACCAAAACCCAUGUAA
This is a messenger RNA of Microtus oregoni (creeping vole), 362 nucleotides long. RefSeq names its product 40S ribosomal protein S26-like. The record is from RefSeq and is a predicted model, not a curated record. The transcript has a single exon. Gene Ontology annotation, cellular component: ribosome; cytosolic small ribosomal subunit. Bases 12 to 362 code for a protein of 116 amino acids. Lineage: Eukaryota; Metazoa; Chordata; Mammalia; Rodentia; Cricetidae. Gene Ontology annotation, biological process: translation. Gene Ontology annotation, molecular function: structural constituent of ribosome; mRNA binding.